Messenger RNA from Amoebophrya sp. A25, 593 nucleotides. NCBI's taxonomy places the organism in Eukaryota, Dinophyceae, Syndiniales, Amoebophryaceae. The record is from the annotation of a GenBank genome assembly.
CCCAACGCCGCGGCAUCGCCUGGCACUCCCCCGAUCAACACCGAGGCCCGGCAAGCCCGUCUGGCUGCUCUUGGGAACGGUCUCGGUGUAAACAGGGGAAAUAAAGACGCGGCAACGAGCGAGGAGUUCUUGACCCUGCUAGGGUGUUGGAAAAACAAAGUGCAUGUGCCGUUGGAUGACCCGCCGCUGAAGAUUGGAGAGAAGAGCAGGUAAGAAAAUUUUACACUACCACAAAGAAACAGUUUGUUGCACAGAGUGCCUUUUCUAGUUGCUUGAUUGAUUGGUUAUCGCAGAGAAGAAUAGAUACUACAUUGUCGUCGCUGUUGUAUUUUUAACCUUGACUGCAGUUUUGUCAAGUAGGUACAGCCCUUGGUAGACGGGCACGGGUUGCAUUUCUUGUUCGUUGCUACUAUCCGGUCGGUAAGCCGACUGCAUCAUUCAUAAUAUCAACAAUUGAGACUACGUUCGCUUUCACUCACAGGGUGAAGGAGAUCAAGGUGAAAGGUGUUGCCUUUGAGGUUUUUUACCGUGUCUGGGAUUCCCGGGACACCACUGCGGAUAACAAAUCUCCCGAAAGAGUACGGCGUGACGAG